Molecule: messenger RNA, 2046 nt
Organism: Epinephelus fuscoguttatus (brown-marbled grouper)
Lineage: Eukaryota; Metazoa; Chordata; Actinopteri; Perciformes; Serranidae
Gene: atg14
Product: autophagy related 14
Exons: 11
Coding region: 235-1761 (508 amino acids)
Biological process (GO): cellular response to starvation; mitophagy; autophagosome assembly
Cellular component (GO): mitochondria-associated endoplasmic reticulum membrane contact site; extrinsic component of phagophore assembly site membrane; autophagosome
Source: RefSeq, a predicted model, not a curated record
AACCGGAAGUGGCGGACUCAUCGUUCGCUCAUCAUAACAAAAACAUCUGUGUCAGCUUGUUGUUGCGUCUCCUGAACGUUUAACAAAUAUGACAGCGACAUCACGGACAAUAUAACAAGCAGACGACCAACAUGGAGACGUAGAGCGCGCGGAGUCCAGCAGCUAGCUUGUUCUAGUUUUAUAGGUUAGCGUUAGCUUAGCUGGUUAGCUUAGUUAGCUCCUAGCUCUGUCUCCAUGGCGUCCUCAGCGGGGCUCCCACCGCUCGGCCCGGACCGUGCUGCCUCAUCCUCCGGCCCUCACUCCGGUGGGAGGCCGCCUCACCGCCCCCAUCACCCCCAUCCGGCUCACUCCACCCCGGGCUGUGUGAUGGUGGAGUCGGUGGACGACGCGGAGGGUCUGUACGUAGCGGUGGAGCGGUGCCCCCUGUGCAGCACCUCCCGCCGCAGGCUGACCUGUGCCCGGUGCGUCCAGGCCGGGGACUUCGUGUACUUCGACGGGAGGAACACUGAGAGAUACAUUGAAAAGUUGGAGCGGCUGAAGAAGCUGAAGGAGGAAAAGGAGCAGCUGCAACAGAAAGUCAUCCAGGACAUGAGCAGGAAGCUGCAGGCUGAUGAGAUGAAAUGGAAGAUCAUGUCGUGUAAGAUGAAGAUCGAGCAGCUGAAGGAGGCGGUCGCCGGGGGCAACGAAGAGGUGAAGAGCGAUAAAGAUCUCCUCCUGCGCUCUCAGGAGGAGAGCCAGCGGCUGCAGCGUCGGGCCGGCCGUCACCAGGAGAAACGGGAUAAGAUCGAGCGUCACAACCGUCGUCUGGGAGAUCUGCUGGAGAGACGCAGCCGGGAGCUGCAGAGCCGACUGAGCCAGCUGGCGGCUCUGAGACGAGAGCACAUCCUGGAGCUCACCACGCACAUCUUUCCCACACAGGAGGAGAAGCAGGGCAGCAGAGACCCCGCAGAUGUGGUGGCAGAGUGUGACCCCGCGCUGACCUCCAGUACGGUGAGUGAGCUGGCUGAAGCCCGGAGGACCACCUAUCUGUCGGGGCGCUGGAUCUGGGACGACCAGAAUGGAGAGACCAGCAUCAGCAUCACGGGGCCUCCUGUCACCCUGCCCAGCAAUGGGGACUGCUCUGCCUACUACAGCUGGGUGGAGGAGAAGAGCACCAAUCAGGGCCCAGAGUUGGACCACAUCAACCCGGCCCACACCAUCAGCGCUGCUCUCUGCUACGCCACACAGCUCGUCACCAUCCUGUCUCACAUCCUGGACGUCAACCUGCCCAAGAAGCUCUGCAACAGUGAGUUCUGUGGAGAGAAUCUGAGCAGAUAUCGCUUCACCAGAGCUCUGAGCAAACUCAACACCAACAUCCUCCACCUCUGCUUCUCUCAGCAUGUAGACAGUGAGAAGCUCCACCCUCAUCACACUCUGAGGAACAUCAUGUUUCUGGUUUCCCCCGACAACGACAACCUGGGCAGAACGGGUCCAUUUGAGGUGAGUGCUGACCUGGAGGAGUCGAUGGAGUUUGUGGAGCCAGAGGCAGCUGGGCCGGCGGAGGAGAGCGGAGACGAGGCGGUGACCGACGAAGAGACGGACCUGGGGACGGACUGGGAGACGGUGCCCAGUCCACGAUUCUGUGACAUCCCAUCACAGUCCAUGGAUCUUUCCCAGAGUGCAUUGCAGGUCUCUCAGCCCUCUGCUAACACAGGAGGGAUGAUCUCGUCUGCUGCUGCCUCCGUCACCUCCUGGUUCAGAGCGUACACUGGCCAGCGCUGAUCAGACCCGACAGAACCAGUCUGGACUUGGCUGGUCAGAUGUGGACUCCUGGAGGUCUUAGACUUUGGACUGGACUGGGGUCAGAGGUCAGAGGUCAGGCUGGCAGGUCUCCUUUAAACUAAACUGCUGCUCUGAAUCUUUAAAUAAAUCUUUAUGUAGCGAUCAAACAGAGAAGUCAAAUGUUUUCUUUGUAUUUCUGCACACCAGCAUCCAUCUGAUCAUCAGGAGUCUGAAACUGUCCACUGACACUGAACAAAUAAAGAGAAAUGAUUCAAAACAUCUGUU